AGCAUUCCAGAUUACAUUUUCCACCGACGACGGAAUCCCACACAUUUGUUUAAUUAAUCUGAAGAUUUAUGAGUCUUUGACUCGAAGUUGACCACACCGCCCUAACUCUGUUUUAUCCUUCGCAGCUGCCAUUUCUGCAAUGUUGAGAAGAAGCUCGUCCUCCUCGCAUGGCCUCUUCACUAUUUUGAUCCCUACGCUGCUCCUUCUCAGCUCAGAUUUGCUUUUUUCACUGUCGUUCGCUGAGCCGCUCACUGAAUCAGAUCCCCUCCUCAACGCUAACGCCACCGAGUCCAAUGUCUCCCUCUCCAAGCCAAAAGAAGGCAGCUUCGCUGACAUGAUCGAUAAAGCUCUCGAGAACGAGUUCAAAGAAAAUGAUCAGAACGAAGCUACUGAUCCUGGAAGCUUUAACAACAGCGUAGCCGGCCAGCAGGCAGUUCUGGAGACAGUUGCUAGAGUUAAGUCGAAGAAAAAUGAGACAAAAGAGGAAAACUUAAAUAGGUCGUUUCAACUGCACGAUGUUUUUAAUCUGGAUAAUGAUAAUAGAGGAGAAGAUACACCAACACUAAUAGAUCGAAAGGACAAUGUCUUCAUAAUAUCAAAUUUCAAAUCAAAAUAUCCAGUGCUGCAACUAGACUUAAGAUUAAUAUCAGAUCUGGUGGUCGUUAUUGUAUCUGCAACCUGUGGUGGCAUUGCCUUUGCUUGUGCUGGACAACCGGUUAUUAGUGGAUAUUUGCUAGCUGGAUCUGUUAUUGGGCCUGGAGGGUUCAACUUCGUCAGUGAAAUGGUUCAAGUUGAAACUGUGGCUCAGUUUGGGGUAAUUUUUCUUCUUUUUGCUUUGGGCUUGGAGUUCUCCACAACAAAGGUAGACUCCUCUCUCUCUCUCUCUCUCUCUCUCUCUCUCUCU
Molecule: messenger RNA, 904 nt
Organism: Prunus avium (sweet cherry)
Lineage: Eukaryota; Viridiplantae; Streptophyta; Magnoliopsida; Rosales; Rosaceae
Source: RefSeq, a predicted model, not a curated record